AACCGACCAGAGAGGCUUUUCCCGAAAUUAUUGUCCGUCUCGGAGGUUGUGGCGGCGCCGAGGAAAGAGAGAGAGAGAGAGGGCGGGAGGGAGGGAGGGAGGGAGGUCCCCGCUUCUCCAGUGUCCGGGCGGCGGCCUACGUGCGGCUCGUGAUCUUCUCCAAAAGGAAGCUGUAAAAUCUGAUCACCACAAUUGCUUCAGUUUGCCGUGAGAAGUGAACAAGAUGCCUCACCAGAAUGAGAAUCCUCCUUGCGCAUUUUGCCGACGGAAUGAUGAUUGCCCAGAAAAAUAUGGCAAGAAGGAAACUUAUGAUUGCGGAAUUACUCUUCAUUAUUAUUGUUUGAUUAUGUCAAGUGGUUUGUAUCAACGUGGAAAGGAAAAUGAAGGAAUCUAUGGAUUUCUUCCCGUGGAUAUCAAAAAGGAGCUUCAUAGAGCUACAAAAAUUACUUGCAAUGUUUGCAGGAAACGUGGAGCGUCAAUAGGCUGCACUGUUGCAAAAUGUCGGAAGAGCUUUCAUUUUCCUUGUGGUGUGGCGAAGCAAUGCAUUUUCCAAUUUACAGGACAGUUUGCGUCUUACUGUUGGGAACACAAACCUGUCCAAAAAGUGCCACCUGCAGCAAAAUGGGCAAAUAGUUCACAUGCAUGUGCUGUCUGUUUGGAAUCCAUUGAUACACUUCCAUCCUAUGAUGUUCUAAAGAGUCCCUGCUGUAAAAAUACAUGGCUUCACAGACAAUGUGUUCAGUAUCAAGCAUUGAGUGCUGGGAUGUUCUUCUUCAGGUGCACUAUUUGUAGUAAUAAGGAUGAAUUCCAGCAAGAGAUGUUGCGAAUGGGGAUCCAUGUCCCAGAAAAAGAUGCAUCUUGGGAACUUGAAGAGAAUGCAUAUCAGGAGCUACUGCAGCGUUACCAGAGAUGUGAUGUGAGAAAAUGCUUGUGCAAAAAUGGAAGAGAAUAUGCUGAAACUGAAGGUAAAUGGGACAUUGUACUUUGCAAGUACUGUGGCUCUAGUGGAACCCAUCUGGCCUGUUCAACUUUAGUGAGAUGUUUGCAAGACUGGGAGUGUCCUGAGUGUAGAGCGAUUGUACACAAAUCAGAAAAAAUGAAGGAAAGACUUCGUUCAGUAAUAACUAAGUCGAGUAACCGCAAACGUACAGGCCAUCAUGAAUCCGUGCAUUCUUCUCCUAAAUGUCCUAGAUUAUCCAGUGAAACUCAGAAAGAAACUAGAAAUCGGCAGAUGUUUGCAACAAGACCAAUUGCAGAUAUUUUAGAAGACUUGCGAUCACAAAUCAAUCUAAAAAUCAUCACAACAUUCAAUGUUGACAAGAACAACAUCUGGGAUGGGUAUCUGAAGAAGAUCCGAUACAAAGACUUGAAUCCUGCCAGUACAAUUUGUGUCAAGUUUUUAGAUCAUGACAGGCAAAGGGAGGUUGAUGAUCUUGAAAAUCCCUGUAAUGAAUUUUUUAGUUUGCUGUUGCACAACCUUCAGAAUUCAACCUUGUUUGAAGGUUCUGCUACAUCCAAGAACUUGAAUCUAGAUUCUAGAGCGCUUCGGUGGGGCAGGUAUUUUGAAGCAGGACGAGUGUUUGCAAUGUCAAUAGUUCAUGGUGGUCGAUCUCCAGGCUUUUUAUCCACAACCUUGUUUAAUUGUCUGGCUUAUGGCCCAGAGAUGGCUGAACCAACCAUUGAAGAUGUAAAACAUUUUGAUCUAUUACAAAAGAUAGGAAAGAUAAAGGGAUCUUCAACUUUGGAAGAGUUAAAAAUGUAUGUCAAGGAAUAUGCUGACUAUCUUUCAAUUGCUGGAUGUUUAAGACCAGUAUGGUCCUUGGGUGACAAGGAAAUGUUGGUGAAGGAUAUGCUAACCUUCCAUGUGAUCAAUAGAGUUCGUUCACCCUUUGAAAGGUUUCGUGAAGGAUUGAAGUUUCUUGGUGUGUUGGAAAAUAUUCAAAAGUACCCAGAGGCAUUCGUGGAGCUGUUUUGCCACAGACCUAAGAAGUUAACAUCAGAGAUAUUUGAGAAACUUUUCUCUAUCAAGUAUUCACAGGAUAAAAAGAACAGAAACAAUCAAGAAUCUAGAAUAAUCCGCUUCUGGAAGGAAUACCUAGGAGAGAUCGAAGGUGGAAAAGCUGCCGCUUCUUUUGAGGAAAUCUUGACUUUUGCAACUGGUGAUAAUGCUGUUCCAUCCAUCAGCUUUCAUCCUAAUCCCACAAUUGAAUUUAUGCAUGCUGAUGGUAAAAUACAAUACAGAUUUCCUACUGCACAGAUGCGACAAAAUUGUUUGAAAUUACCAAUGUCGAAAACUUAUAAAGCAUUUAAAGAAUCCAUGGAUUUUGCAAUCUGUAAUACACAUAUACCAGAUAGAGACUAAUUGAGAAAAGUUUUUUUUCUGGGUUGCUUCUUAAUAGCAGAGUUGAACAUAUCACCUACAAUGAUAUUGUAAUGUUCUUCACAUUUAUGGAUUAUGUUGUGCCAAAAGAAAUUGGGGAUUAGAACAUUAGUUCUAGAUUUUUUAGGGUGGAUGUAGUUUAAUUUAGCAAUACCCUGAAAUUAGAAAUAAUUCCAGACAUGUACAAAGAAUGGGUGAAUGAAUACUGUUUAGAAAGGGCCAGAGGAGAAAUAUAUUGGUUGAUUGUGUCGCAGACUUGUGAAGAAAUGGGUUUUCACUGUGAUUUCUCUCAUAUAAAGUGUCUUAGCUGCACAGUCAGUGUGGUGCCAAUCAGAGGAAGAGAGCGAAUGUAGCAUUCCCGGGCUCUCCCUCACAUUCACCGAAGCAGUAUGCAAUCUAGGCAUCCGGU
Callorhinchus milii (elephant shark) is the source of this 2789-nucleotide messenger RNA. RefSeq names its product G2/M-phase specific E3 ubiquitin protein ligase (gene g2e3). The coding region runs from base 224 to 2362 and encodes 712 amino acids. Gene Ontology annotation, molecular function: ubiquitin-protein transferase activity. Gene Ontology annotation, cellular component: nucleus. The transcript is spliced from 15 exons. Lineage: Eukaryota; Metazoa; Chordata; Chondrichthyes; Chimaeriformes; Callorhinchidae. The record is from RefSeq and is a predicted model, not a curated record.